AUCUGCCGGUGGCCACACUGGCUCCUGUAACAACCCAGCGCACCACAUCGUCACGCUCGAACGAAGAGCACGUACGUUUGCUUUCUCUUUCCCCAACUCGCUUUGGAGAUCCAUGGCCGAUUUACACUGCUGCUACUCCUUUAGCCUCGCGGAAGCCACAUAUAUAACAGCCCUUGCUGCUGCUGCUGCUGCACCGGGCGCUGGCGCCAGUGUCGAUCGGAGAGCAGGGCAGAGGCAGCCAUGGCACGCGAGAACAGAGCGAUCAUCAGGUUGGUGGCGGUGACGCUGCUGCUCCUGGUCUGCACCAUUCGCUGUGAAGCAAGAUCCAUGAGGCGAUUGCAAACCAAAAGCAACCCGCUGCUCAACGCGCUGUUCAAGCUCAACUUCAUCAGGACAGUGGAGCCAUCGCACCUGCCCCCUCCUACCGGCAAAGCCGACGCCGCGAGCCUCGCCGCUGCCGACGGCGGCGAUGGCAGCAACACGCCGUUCUGCGUCAAUCCCCCAGACCCUCCAUCAACGACGACGCCUCCCUUCUCCUCGACACCGUCCACCCCUUCCAUCCCGGAUCAGCCCCCGCCGCUGCCGCCGAUCACCCCCGUGCCGCCGUCCUUCGAGCCGAGCCCGCCGGACAGCAGCACCCCGGGAGGACAGGGAGGUCAAGAAGGUCCACCAGCGACCACGACGCCGAACCCGCCGCAGAACAGCCCAAACACGCCAUUCGGAAUGGUGCCGCCGAGCCCCAUCGUCGUGGUGCCGAGCCCGCCCGGCUCCGGCUCCGGCUCGGGUUCCGGCGGCACGUUCCUGCCGCCGAUCGUGUACCCGCCUCCGCUGGCGCCGCCGCUGCUGCCGGGAGCCGGGCAGCCGCUGUGGUGCGUGGCGAAGCCGACGGUGCCGGACCCGAUCAUCCAGGAGGCGAUGGACUACGCGUGCGGCUCGGGCGCCGAGUGCGGGUCCAUCCAGCCCAGCGGCGCGUGCUACCAGCCCGACACCGUGCUCGCGCACGCUUCCUUCGCAUUCAACAGCUACUGGCAGCAGACCAGGGCGGCCGGAGGCACCUGCGACUUCGGCGGCACCGCCACUAUUGUCACCAGAGACCCAAGCUAUGAGAAGUGCAAAUUCAACCUUCUAUGAGGGUACGGGCCUACGGGGAUGUGCAGCAGAACAGACUGCAGAUGUCCAAAAUUUUCCAAAGUUUGUUCGGGGUUAUUCCAUUAUUUGCUUCUAGGCCACACAACUGCAGAUUUUGUAACUAGCUCUUCGGUAGCAUCAUGAUUUUGGAUUCUCGUAAGUCUAAUACUGUACGAAGCCGAAAGGUGAUUCCUUGA
Molecule: messenger RNA, 1325 nt
Organism: Phragmites australis (common reed)
Lineage: Eukaryota; Viridiplantae; Streptophyta; Magnoliopsida; Poales; Poaceae
Product: leucine-rich repeat extensin-like protein 5
Exons: 3
Coding region: 241-1131 (296 amino acids)
Source: RefSeq, a predicted model, not a curated record